Cotesia congregata is the source of this 900-nucleotide messenger RNA. NCBI's taxonomy places the organism in Eukaryota, Metazoa, Arthropoda, Insecta, Hymenoptera, Braconidae. The record is from the annotation of a GenBank genome assembly.
AUGAGUUCAUCGGAGUGUUCGUCUGAAAAAUCUGAAGCUGAAGAAGUGCGACGAAAUAUUCCUGCGGAAGCUGCUGAAAUUAUUCAAAAUUUAGCUUCAAACCGUAUUAAUUUAAUCAAUGAAGAUGUUUUAUUAGUAUAUUUUAAAGAUUUAUUUAAAACGUUGGCACCUUCGACAAUUUGGAGUCGCUGGUCGAUGCUGAGAACUAUGAUUAGUAUUAAUCAAAGCAUCGAGAUUAGAAAUUACAGUAGAUUAAAGACACUAAUUAAAAAUAAUGCUAAAAGUCAUCGUCAGAAGAAGUCAAAAGUAUUCUCAUGGAAUGAGAUAAAGAAGUUUAUCGAUGAGGCACCGGAUAAUGGUUAUUUAAUUGAAAAAGUUGUUGUGAUUUUUGGUAUUACUGGAGCAAUGCGAGGUGGAGAAUUUCCUGAAUUACGAGUACAAGACGUCGAAGAUACCGGCAGUCAGCUGAUUGUUACCAUUUUGAAGACAAAAACAGACUAUCCUCGCACUUUUGUAAUUGGCCCGGAAUACCGCAAUAAAAUUUUGCAGUACAAAGCUCUACGACCUAACAACUCCAAUACGGAUAGAGCAUCAUUAGAAGAUAUAUCAUCGCCACUUGAAAUGGAUCAUGAUAUAGUAAUGGACUAUUUCAAUGAUGAUUUCUCAGCUCCAAUCGAGGAAAAAAAGACUGAGCACUCAAAAUCUUCUUCAAAACCUGUCCGACCGAGUACUCACUCUCCCAAUAGUGGACUGCCUGAUGCGAAGCGGAGGAAAAAAAUUUCUUUAAGAAAUGAUGACAUCCAAAAUAUUUUAAAAAGUAUUCCGGAAAAUGCAAAUAUCAAAUUUGAAAAUUGUAAAUUUGAAUUUCAUUUUCACUAUCAUGAAGACAAAGAAAAUUAA